CACGCUUCCCUAUCGUCAGAGGGGCAGCCCUUGUCGCGAGAAGGCGUGGAAAGUCGUCUGCGGCUCGAAAGCGCCUCAAGGCUGCGUCCUUUCUGUCUUGAUCGGUCGGGUAGUGCUUUGCGGCUGCCGUCAAGCGCGGCGCUGGGCCGGCGGGCGGGGGCCAAGGGGCUGCCAUGGCGGCGGCGGGCCGGCUGCCGAGCUCCUGGGCGCUGCUGGCGCCGCUCCUUGCUGGGCUCGCUCUGCUGGGAGUCGGGCCGGUCCCGGCACGAGCGCUGCACAACGUCACGGCCGAACUCUUUGGGGCUGAGGCCUGGGGCACCCUGGCGGCCUUCGGGGACCUCAACUCCGACAAGCAGACGGACCUCUUCGUGCUGCGGGAAAAAAAUGAUUUAAUCGUCUUUUUGGCAGACCAGAAUGCACCCUAUUUUAAACCCAAAGUAAAGAUAUCCUUCAAGAAUCACAGUGCAUUGAUAACAAGUGUAGUUCCUGGGGAUUAUGAUGGUGAUUCACAAAUGGAUGUCCUUCUAACAUAUUUUCCCCAAAAUCAUGCCAACAAUGAAUUAGGAGCUGUUAUCUUCUGGGGACAAAAUCAAACAUUAGAUCCUAACAAUAUGACCAUACUCAAUAGGACUUUUCAAGAUCAGCCACUAAUUAUGGACUUCAAUGGUGAUCUAAUUCCUGAUAUAUUUGGUAUCACAAAUGAAUCCAGCCAACCACAGAUACUAUUAGGAGGAAAUUUAUCAUGGCAUCCUGCUUUGACCACUAAAAGUAAAAUGCGAAUUCCACAUUCUCAUGCAUUUAUUGAUCUGACUGAAGAUUUUACAGCAGAUUUAUUCCUCACAACAUUGUCUGCCUCUAGUUCCUUCCAGUUUGAGAUAUGGGAAAAUUUGGGUGGGAACUUCUCUGUCCAUAGUAUACUUACAAAACCUCAAAAUAUGAUGGUAGUUGGACAGUCAGCAUUCGCAGACUUUGAUGGAGAUGGACAAAUGGAUCAUUUACUUCCAGGCUGUGAAGAUCAAAACUGCCAGAGAAGCACAAUCUACUUACUGAGAUCUGGAACAAAACAGUGGGUUCCAGUCCUACAGGAUUUCAACAAUAAGGGUACACUCUGGGGCUUUGUACCAUUUGUGCACGAAGAACGACCAACUGAAAUACCAAUUCCAAUUACCCUUCAUAUUGGAGACUACAACAUGGAUGGCUAUCCGGAUGCUCUCGCCAUACUAAAGAACACAUCUGGAAGCAACCAGCAAGCCUUUUUAUUGGAAAAUGUCCCUUGUAAUAAUGUAAGCUGUGAGGAGGCACAUCGGAUGUUUAAAGUCUACUGGGAGCUGACAGACCUAAAUCAAAUCAGGGAUGCUAUGGUUGCCACCUUUUUUGACAUUUAUGAAGAUGGAAUCUUGGACAUUGUAGUACUAAGUAAAGGAUAUUCAAAGAAUGAUUUUGCCAUCCAUACACUAAAAAAUAACUUUGAAGCAGAUGCUUAUUUUGUUAAAGUCAUUGUUCUUAGUGGUCUGUGUUCUAAUGACUGUCCUCGUAAGAUAACACCUUUUGGAGUGAAUCAGCCUGGACCAUAUAUCAUGUAUACAGCUGUAGAUGCAAAUGGGUAUCUGAAAAAUGGCUCAGAUAGGAGUGGCAGGCAAGGCACCCAUGUGGUCUCCACUACCACCACAGUAGAAGGGGAGGAUCAUAAUGGUUAUGAAGCUGGACAACUCAGCCAAUCAGCACAUUUAGCUCUCCAACUACCAUACAACGUACUUGGUUUAGGUCGAAGUGCAAAUUUUCUUGACCAUCUUUAUGUUGGUAUUCCCCGUCCUUCUGGAGAGACAUCUGUACGAAAACAAGAGUGGACUGCAAUCAUUCCAAAUUCCCAGCUAAUUGUCAUUCCAUACCCUCACAAUGUCCCUCGAAGCUGGAGUGCCAAACUAUAUCUUACACCAAGUAAUAUUGUGCUACUUACCGCUAUAGCUCUCAUUGGUGUCUGUGUCUUCAUCUUGGCUAUAAUUGGCAUUUUACAUUGGCAAGAAAAGAAAGCAGAUGAUAGAGAAAAACGACAAGAGGCCCAUCGGUUUCAUUUUGAUGCUAUGUGAUUUGGCUUUAAUAUUACAUAAUGGAAUGACUAUUCAUUUGAUUAGCUGAAAUACUAAAUCCUGGCCUAUAGAAGAAAAUAGGGGAUUUUGAAUAUUAUUUAUAAAUGAUGCAUCUCUUGGUAAUUAUUGAAAGAUAUUAAAAUAAAUACAGUCUGAAUGUCUCACAAAGUCUUUUUUUUUUAAAGCACUUUGUAAACAGUAAUUUAAAUUAUUUACUCAGUACUACUGUGCAUUUUUGUUCUUUUGUGGAAUGUGUUGCAUGUACUUUGGUGUUUAUGUAUUUAUAAUCUUAUUGGGGUAAUCAUAGAAAAAAUAUGUAUAAAUAAAAAUAUUUAAAUAAGCAGGAUUUUUCUUUGUUCCCCUUGAAUUGAUCUUGUUUCUUAUUCUAAUGGUGCAAACUCUACUUUUGCAAAUGUAUCACAGAUUAAAGUUAUUAAACAUUCACCUUCAACACAGCAGUUCAGGGGGCUCAAUGAUGGCAUACAAUAUAAUUGAGUACUCUUGCUUUGGAAUCACAGUAAGACUUGCCUUAAAUUCCUGGUUCCACAGCUUACAAAGUGAUUGUUUGAAUUUGGCUAUUGCUUAAACUCUGUAAGCCUAGGUUUGUUUAUACAUUGGGACUAAUAUACUUACUCGCUUAAGUUAUUGAAAAGAGUAAGUGGGAUAAUGUAUAUAAAGUGUUUAAGCUCAGUGCUUAACACAGAGUAAAGUGCUCAAUACAUAGCAGCUGUCAUUGUUACUAUUUUAGGUGAUUUUAUUAGACUUCUACAAAUAAUUAUAAAAAUAUAUAGAAUUGAUAGAAUUUUACUUUUAAGCAUGAAGAAAUCACAUUCUUUGGAAAACUAAAAUUCUUGGUGGUUUAUAUCUUACAUAAAAUUUUCUUGAUCAUAAAUUAACUAAAAAUUAUAGUAUUACCCAAGAAUAAAUAUGUCCUAAAAUUUUUUAUUUGAAAAACUAAUCAUCAUGUGACAAUGAAGAACAUUUUAUUUCUUCAAAGGAACCUGCUAUAGACAGCAUCUAGGAAUACAAAUUUUCAAUCGAAUUUCUAUUCUCAAGGCUUGCAACAGUUGAUAAUUUACAUUCAGACUUGAAUGCAAAUUUUACACUAUGAACUUCCUUUUGCCAAAAUUAAAUUUAAAAGACUUAAAUUUAGAUUGAGAAAAAAGUUCAUAUAUUAAGGAUAAUAAUUUUCUAAUGUGCACACGGACAUGUAAUGGCUCCAAAAUAUAAAAUCUCUCUGAAAACAAUUUCGUUCUUCAUGUUAUUUUUUUUCUUUAUCGUUCACUGAAAGUGGCAUGUAUUAAAUUAGUUUACUUUGUUAUCUGAGCAUGUGAAUGUGUCUUCUUAAUAAAUAUUCUUCAUUGAAGCAAA
Molecule: messenger RNA, 3458 nt
Organism: Marmota monax (woodchuck)
Lineage: Eukaryota; Metazoa; Chordata; Mammalia; Rodentia; Sciuridae
Gene: Itfg1
Product: integrin alpha FG-GAP repeat containing 1
Exons: 19
Coding region: 174-2087 (637 amino acids)
Cellular component (GO): plasma membrane
Source: RefSeq, a predicted model, not a curated record